Messenger RNA from Pelodiscus sinensis (Chinese soft-shelled turtle), 6196 nucleotides. The record is from RefSeq and is a predicted model, not a curated record. Lineage: Eukaryota; Metazoa; Chordata; Testudines; Trionychidae.
AACCAUGUGAGGAACCUCGCCAGGGCAAGGGACACCUACAGGGAGCUUGGAAGUUCACCUUCCCCUUCUCUUUACUACUCUGCCCCAGGAUGGAUCAGAGGAAAAACUGGCCUCGGAUGCUGGACUCCGAUGGCUGGUCAGCAGCUGUGUUGUUUCUCUUUUUGGUCGCACUUUCCCGGCACGCAGCCGGGACUGUCCUGUUCAACACCUUCCACUCCGAGAACCGUGACUGGACUUUCAACCACCUGACCGUCCACCAGCGCUCUGGGGCAGUCUACAUUGGAGCCAUCAACCGGGUAUACAAGCUGUCCGGCAACUUGACAAUGCUGGUGGCUCACAAGACUGGCCCGGAGGAAGACAACAAGUCUUGCUACCCGCCCCUCAUUGUCCAGCCUUGCAGCGAGAUCCUCACCAUCACCAAUAACGUGAACAAGCUGUUGAUCAUCGACUACUCGGAGAACCGGCUGCUGGCCUGCGGGAGCCUCUACCAGGGCGUCUGCAAACUGCUGCGGCUGGACGACCUUUUCAUCUUGGUAGAGCCUUCCCACAAAAAGGAGCACUACCUCUCUAGCGUCAACAAGACGGGCACCAUGUACGGGGUGAUCGUGCGCUCCGAGGGCGAGGACGGCAAGCUCUUCAUCGGCACAGCGGUGGACGGGAAGCAGGAUUACUUUCCCACCCUUUCCAGCCGCAAGCUGCCGCGGGACCCAGAGUCAUCGGCCAUGUUGGAUUACGAGCUGCACAGUGACUUUGUCUCAUCGCUCAUCAAGAUCCCCUCGGACACGCUGGCCCUAGUCUCACACUUCGACAUCUUCUACAUCUAUGGGUUUGCCAGUGGCAAUUUUGUCUACUUCCUGACCGUGCAACCCGAGACCCCUGAGGGAGUCUCCAUCAACUCAGCCAAUGACCUCUUCUACACGUCCCGCAUUGUCCGCCUCUGCAAGGAUGACCCCAAGUUCCACUCCUACGUCUCGCUGCCUUUUGGCUGUGUCAAAGGGGAUGUGGAGUACCGCCUCCUGCAAGCAGCUUAUCUCUCCAAGCCAGGGGACGUACUGGCCAACGCCCUCAACAUCACAGCCCAGGAUGACAUUCUUUUUGCCAUCUUCUCCAAGGGGCAGAAGCAGUAUCACCAGCCUCCUGAUGACUCAGCUCUUUGCAUUUUCCCCAUCCGCACCAUCAACACUCAGAUCAAGGAGCGCCUGCAAUCCUGUUACCAGGGGGAAGGCAACUUGGAACUUAACUGGCUGCUGGGGAAGGAUGUCCAGUGCACCAAAGCGCCAGUCCCGAUCGACGACAACUUUUGCGGACUGGAUAUUAACCAGCCCCUGGGCGGCUCCACACCAGUCGAGGGCGUGACCCUCUUCACCACCAACCGCGACCGGAUGACCUCGGUCGCUUCGUACGUCUAUAACGGCUACAGCGUAGUGUUCGUGGGGACGAAGAGUGGCAAGCUCAAGAAGAUCCGAGCAGAUGGGCCUCCCCAUGGCGGAAUUCAAUAUGAAAUGGUUCCAGUUUUCAAGGAUGGGAGCCCUAUCCUUCGAGACAUGGCCUUCUCUGUUGACCAGAAGUAUCUGUAUGUCAUGUCGGAGAGACAGGUGUCCCGGGUUCCCGUGGAAUCCUGUGAGCAAUACACAACCUGUGCGGAAUGUCUGAGCUCAGAAGACCCUCACUGUGGCUGGUGCUCUCUUCACCAUAUGUGCUCCCGGAAGGACAAGUGCGAGCGAGCAGACGAGCCGUCACGAUUUGCAGCCAGCCUCAGCCAGUGCAUGAGGGUCACCGUGCGGCCCAGCAGCAUCUCUGUGUCUGAGCACAGCCUUCCGCUCAGCAUGCUGGUAAGUGACGCACCAGAUCUGUCAGCUGGAAUAACCUGUCUCUUUGGAAACCUCACUGAGGUGGAAGGCCAAGUUUCCGGCAGCCAGGUUGUCUGCAUUUCGCCGGCGGCUAAAGAUGUCCCCACCAUCCCUGUGGACCAAGACUGGUUCGGGUUGGAGCUCCAGCUGAAAUCCAAGGAGACAGGCAAAACGUUCGUCAGCACGGAGUUCAAAUUCUACAACUGCAGUGCUCACCAAUUGUGCCUCUCUUGUGUGAACAGUGCUUUCCGCUGCCACUGGUGCAAAUACCGCAACCUCUGCACUCAUGACCCCACAACUUGCUCGUUUCAGGAAGGACGGAUCAAUGUUUCUGAGGACUGCCCACAGCUGUUUCCCACAGAAGAGAUUCUGAUCCCGGUGGGGGAGGUGAAGCCCAUCACACUGAAAGCCAGAAACCUGCCCCAGCCCCAGUCUGGCCAGCGUGGGUAUGAAUGUGUCCUCAACAUCCAAGGAGUUAUUCAUCGGGUACCAGCUCUACGCUUCAACAGCUCCAGCGUCCAAUGCCAGAACAGUUCGUAUCUCUAUGACGGGAUGGACAUAAGCAACUUAGCAGUGGAUUUUGCUGUGGUUUGGAAUGGAAACUUCAUUAUUGACAACCCAGAGGAUUUGAAAGUUCAUCUGUACAAAUGCGCUGCCCAGCGGGAGAGCUGCGGCCUGUGCCUGAAAGCAGAUCAGAAAUUCGAGUGCGGCUGGUGCAGCGGAGAGGCCAAGUGCACCCUCCGGCAGCACUGCAGCUCCCCCAUUCACCCUUGGCUCGACUGGUCCAGCAGAAACGUCAAAUGUUCCAAUCCCCGCAUCACCGAGAUCCUGACGGUGUCAGGGCCCCCCGAAGGAGGGACACGAGUGACCAUCCACGGCGUGAACCUGGGCCUGGAUUUCUCCGAGAUUGCCCACAGCGUGCAGGUGGCGGGGGUGCAGUGCACACCCCUGCGGGAGCAGUACAUCAUCGCAGAGCAGAUUGUGUGUGAGAUGGGGCAGGCACUCCCAGGGAUCAGCUCGGGGCCAGUGCUCCUCUGCAUUGGAGAGUGCAAACCUGAGUUCAUGGCCAAGUCCUCCCAACAGUACACGUUUGUGAAUCCAGCUGUGAUCUCCCUGAGCCCCAGCCGCGGCCCGGAGUCAGGAGGGACCAUGGUGACCAUCAGUGGUCACUACCUGGGUGCCGGCAGCAGUGUGUCUGUGUUCCUGGGAAACCAGACCUGCGAAUUCUAUGGGAGGUCCAUGAGUGAGAUUGUGUGUGUCUCUGCUCCAUCAGCACAUGGCCUGGGCCUCGUCCCCGUCUCUGUGAGUGUGGACCGGGCACAGUUAGAGAGCACCCUGCAAUUUGAAUACAUUGAUGACCCAAGAGUGCAGCGCAUUGAACCUGAAUGGAGCAUAGCCAGCGGGCACACGCCUCUGACCGUCACGGGCUCCAAUCUGGAUGUGAUUCAGGAGCCGAGGAUCCGUGUGAAGUACAAUGGCAAGGAGUCUGUCAAUGUCUGUAAGAUUGUGAAUACAACGACCCUGACUUGCUUAGCCCCACCCCUCACUUCUGAGUACAGACCUGGCUUGGAUGCUGUCGAGCGACCGGACGAAUUUGGUUUUGUCUUUAACAACGUGCAAUCUCUGCUCAUCUAUAAUGACACUAAGUUUAUUUACUAUCCAAACCCAACAUUUGAACUUCUCAGCUCUACUGGGGUUUUGGAUCAGAAGCCAGGAUCGCCUAUCAUUCUCAAGGGCAAAAAUCUGUGCCCACCUGCUUCAGGAGGAGCAAAGCUCAACUAUACUGUCCUAAUUGGAGAUACCCCCUGCGCUGUUACUGUGUCUGAGACCCAGCUGCUGUGUGAGCCCCCCAACCUCACCGGGCAGCACAAAGUUAUGGUACACGUGGGCGGCAUCGUCUUCUCCCCUGGCUCGGUGAACGUGAUCUCGGACAGCCUGCUGACCUUGCCCGCCAUCGUCAGCAUUGCGGCGGGAGGGAGCCUGCUGCUCAUCAUUGUCAUCAUCGUCCUCAUCGCGUACAAGCGCAAGUCCCGGGAGAAUGACCUCACCCUCAAGAGGCUCCAGAUGCAGAUGGACAACCUGGAGUCUCGGGUGGCCCUAGAGUGCAAGGAGGCUUUUGCAGAGCUGCAGACAGACAUCAAUGAAUUAACCAGCGACCUGGAUCGCUCCGGGAUCCCAUACCUUGAUUAUCGGACGUAUGCCAUGAGGGUCCUUUUCCCUGGUAUUGAGGACCACCCCGUCCUGCGUGAGCUGGAGGUCCAAGGAAAUGGGCAGCAGAAUGUGGAGAAGGCCUUGAAGCUCUUUGCCCAGCUGAUCAACAACAAGGUGUUUCUGCUGACGUUCAUCCGGACCCUGGAGCUGCAGCGUAGCUUCUCCAUGCGUGACCGUGGCAACGUGGCUUCCCUUAUCAUGACAGGCCUGCAGGGAAAGCUGGAAUAUGCAACUGAUGUGCUGAAGCAGCUGCUCUCGGACCUGAUUGAGAAGAACCUGGAGAACAAGAAUCAUCCCAAACUGCUCCUGCGCAGGACUGAGUCUGUGGCUGAGAAGAUGUUGACUAACUGGUUUGCCUUUCUCCUCCACAAAUUCUUAAAGGAGUGCGCUGGGGAGCCCCUCUUCAUGCUGUACUGUGCCAUCAAGCAGCAGAUGGAGAAAGGGCCUAUUGACGCCAUCACGGGGGAGGCCCGCUAUUCUCUCAGUGAGGACAAGCUGAUCCGGCAGCAGAUUGAGUACAAAACAUUGAUCCUGAACUGUGUGAACCCCGAUAACGAGAACAGCCCCGAGAUCCCCGUGAAGGUGCUGAACUGCGACACCAUCACUCAGGUCAAAGAGAAGAUUCUGGACGCGGUGUACAAAAACGUCCCCUAUUCUCAAAGGCCAAGAGCUGUCGACAUGGACUUAGAGUGGCGCCAGGGCCGGAUAGCUCGUGUGGUCCUCCAGGAUGAAGACAUCACCACCAAGAUUGAAGGCGACUGGAAGCGGUUAAACACCCUGAUGCAUUAUCAGGUGUCAGACCGCUCCGUGGUGGCUCUCGUUCCUAAACAGACUUCCUCUUAUAACAUCCCUGCCUCCGCCAGCAUCUCUCGAACCUCCAUUAGUCGAUAUGAUUCAACGUUCCGGUACACAGGCAGCCCUGACAGUCUCCGCUCCAGGGCACCCAUGAUCACUCCUGACCUGGAGAGUGGAGUGAAAGUCUGGCACCUGGUCAAAAACCAUGACCACGGAGACCAGAAGGAGGGCGACCGGGGCAGUAAGAUGGUGUCAGAGAUCUAUCUGACUAGGCUCCUAGCUACGAAGGGUACGCUGCAGAAAUUCGUGGAUGACUUGUUCGAGACCUUGUUCAGUACGGUGCACCGAGGCAGCGCACUCCCACUGGCCAUCAAAUACAUGUUCGAUUUCCUGGAUGAGCAAGCCGAUAAGCACAGCAUCCACGACACAGAUGUGAGGCACACCUGGAAGAGCAAUUGGAUUAAAAGCUCCAUGGGUGAGAAACCUCUGGGGGAGGGAGAAACCAUAACAAUUGGUAGCCCCCUGAAGAUUUUUUAUAUUUUCCCCACCACCACCAAUCUCUCGCGGUUUAAAAAGCCUUUAAUCAUCAUGUCUGCAGAAGCCGGAUUCCCUGCUAAGGCUAUGGGAAGGUAAAAACAAUUUAUCGAAAGCUUUAGAAGAAGGAGCUAUUAGGGUAAAAUGUUUGAAUCCCGAAUAAAAUGACACUUCUUAAAGCUAAAAAGGGAAAUGGUGUCGAACAACAAAGGUUUUUCUACCACAGCCAUCAAACCCCAUGGGUUCUGGCGGCUGAUGGGUUCCCAGCCAUUGCAUGGCUUUGCAUGCAGGAACAAAGGACGAGUCAGGAGGACAGAGGUGUAAAUUCUAGUUUUCAAACUCAUCAUUACGUUGAGCCUUCACUGUGUCUUUACAUUUCUAUAGUGCUCUCCAAAUGUUAGCGAAUGCUCGCUAUGCCCCUGGGGGAGAGCCGAGCUUUGUCAGAGAGAGUAAUAGAGGCACUGAGCCAGGAAGUCAUUUGUCCCAGGUAUUAACUGGGUCAGUGUUAGGACUGGGAAUAGAAGUCCUAGCACUAUGCUCCAUUAACUAGAAAAGGACUAGGCAAGGCUCCUUUAAGACAGGAAAGGGUUAAAUCCUGGACUGCAUCAGAUCUCUUGAGGAAGCCCAACAGAAAAUUGAGACUUGGCCACCUGUUGGAAGGGGCAAGAGAGCUGGGGAGGUGUGCAGGGUGAGAUGUAGGGUAGAGCCAGCGUGACAGCUUGGGCUAGGGAGGAGGCUCUUGGAAGCAGUGUUUCCUUUAAUCUUUUCCAUUUAUGUGCAGAAUAAAUGUUUUUAAUGUGCACCAA